CCUAGUUCCUAUGUUGUCGACUCGUCGGGAAACAAAGAAAAAGGGCGAAGCGGCAUUUUCCUCAGGCGAAGGGAUCCGUUAAUUCUGCACUUUCGGGCGGGGAAAAGUGAAAUCUGAAGCAAAUGGCAACUCCACCGCCACCGGGGAUCGGGAAUUUUGAGGGAGGACCUCCGCCGGCAGCGCCUCAGCAGCCAGGCACGGACAUGACUGGAAUUUGCUUCAGAGACCAACUCUGGCUCAAUACUUACCCUCUCGAUCGGAACCUGGUUUUCGAUUACUUCGCCUUGUCCCCUUUCUACGACUGGACUUGUAACAAUGAACAGCUCAGAAUGCGCUCAAUUCACCCCCUCGAUCUCUCUCAACUCUCAAAAAUGACAGGGAUAGAGUACAUGCUGAAUGAAGUUAUGGAGCCCCACCUUUUUGUUUUCCGAAAGCAGAAGAGGGAUGGUCCUGAGAAAGUCACACCAAUGCUGACUUAUUAUAUCUUGGAUGGUUCUAUUUACCAGGCGCCUCAGCUUUGCAAUGUCUUUGCUGCCCGAGUUAGCCGGGCACUAUAUUACAUAUCGAAGGCCUUUACUACUGCUUCCUCAAAGUUGGAGAAGAUUGGAUAUGUGGAUUCUGAGAAUGAGAGUGAAGACGUAAAACCUGCAAAAGGGACCAUUGACUUUAAGGAAGUAAAGCGAGUUGAUCGUAUUCUUGCAUCCUUACAGCGCAAGCUGCCACCUGCCCCUCCACCCCCACCAUUUCCAGAAGGUUAUGUUCCUGCUCCCGCAUCAGAAGCAGAAAAAGGCCCUGAAAGCCAGCAAGGAGAACUGCAACAGCCUGCAGCAGAUCCCAUUAUUGAUCAAGGCCCUGCUAAAAGGAUGAAAUUUUGAAGGAAGUGCUUAUGCUAUGUUUCUCAUUCAUGCUGAGAAACAUAUUUAAACCUGCAAUCGAAGUUCAACACGGUGAAAUGGCUGCCCGAUGCAUGGUACCCCCCCCCCCCCCC
Molecule: messenger RNA, 988 nt
Organism: Cucurbita maxima (winter squash)
Lineage: Eukaryota; Viridiplantae; Streptophyta; Magnoliopsida; Cucurbitales; Cucurbitaceae
Product: mediator of RNA polymerase II transcription subunit 6
Exons: 5
Coding region: 123-875 (250 amino acids)
Biological process (GO): regulation of transcription by RNA polymerase II
Cellular component (GO): mediator complex; core mediator complex
Molecular function (GO): transcription coactivator activity
Source: RefSeq, a predicted model, not a curated record